CGGCGUGAGGAAAUCAAGCUUAGAUUGAAGAGGCAGUGUGGUCGUUUGAGGGGCAGCUUCGACAACAUAACAAGACACGACAAUAUCAAGAAUGAUGACAACAACGGCAUCAACCACGACUACAUCGACAACAGCGAUGGCGAUGGAGGCGGCGACCAUGCAGGACGCUGUUGCUGUUGCCUUGUUUGAAGAGGAGGGAGCGACGCUGGAGAUGGUGCGGAUGUAUAAGCGACAGAUGGACGACAUCUAUGCCGUGCUGACACAACAUCGUCACAGUCUACCCGCGGAACUCCUGGAGGAGGGUGAGGAGUUGUUCAUCGGAUGGGAGGAGGAGCUCCAUGCAAAUCUCCCUUUUCAACGGUUGGGCACUACUGAAGAAGCACAAGUGAUGGCGGAGCUGUGCGAGUGUACGGAAAUGGUAAGGAAAGUGAGAGGAAUCUUCGUUGACCUCUGGGAGGGGCUGCAUGUGAAAACAAGGCGUGAUGAUUUGAAAGGGCAUUGCUGCGUGGGGCCUGAGGAGGGGCAGGUGCUUUGUGCCAUGUCGCAGGAUUGUUCGUAUGAAGCUGACGACGCUUGUGUUACAGUCACUUCCAUUAACAAGGAGGUUGUAACUCGCCGCGGGGAGCUUGAGGAGGGGCAGGGUUCUUGCGGUGAAGUGGAGGAGCGCUCGUUUGGGGGUAACAACAACAACAACAACAACAACAACAACAACAACAACAACAACAACAACAACAACAACAACAACAACAACAACAACGACGACGACGACGACAAUUGCACCGCUGUUGAUGGUGAUCGGUGUGGGGAAGAUGAAGACAAUAAGACCGACAACGACAUCGAUGACGUCAGAAAUGCUAGCAACAACAAUGACAACAAUUACAACGGAAAUAUCGAUGAUGAACUUAUGUUGUCUGUGGCGCAGGGCGCAAAAAACAACGGCAACAAUGUGACGGUGGAAUGGGAGGAUGGUUUUUCAACUUGUAUCCCGUGCUUCGAGGAAGGGCAGAAUGUGGCAGACAUCCUCUGGGAGAAGAUAACGACUGAGUUCCUAUUGGGAAUUUUCGAGUCUGUGCCGGACGAAACAGAUCCGGAGGAUAUGCAAUCCCGAACAGAACAAGAGGGCCCAUCGACACAACGCACAGAGCCGGGGAGACACUCCCCCAAGGCCUUUUCACCCCUGAUCGUCAAGCUAUCGGAAACCGCACAACUGAGAACAGGGAUGAGAUGGAGACCCUGGCGAACGGUGACAGCGGUCCCGUACAACGUUUUGGCGAGAUCAAGUUUACUGGUGGAACUGACGGCAGUGUCGGUCGCUUACGUCGUUACGACAGGGAUGUUGGACGGUGAUGGGGACUUAGAUGCAAGAGCAUACUCCACUGAUUGGGACAAAUUUUAUAGAAGUGAUGAUUCGGACAAUGAAUCGCGGCACUGGCAAUCGGAUGAUGAGAAGGAAGACAAUGAGCGAACAUUAGAUCAGGGAAAAAACAGCAACGAUAGCGAGGGACCGUACAAGAUGGACAAACCGGGAGUGACUUCGCCUACGAAGUUGGGACAGGACACAGCGGCAUCCGACCCUGGGGAUGACACAGUGGGUCUGGAUACGGGUGGACUCUUUCCAUCGUAGAUGUGCUGCUCAUAAAACCAUAGUCAUGACCCGUCUGAGAGAGUCACGAAGAUGGAAGAGUUCUGGACAGCGGCGAAUGCG
This is a messenger RNA of Chara braunii, 1705 nucleotides long. NCBI's taxonomy places the organism in Eukaryota, Viridiplantae, Streptophyta, Charophyceae, Charales, Characeae. The record is from the annotation of a GenBank genome assembly.